Messenger RNA from Pangasianodon hypophthalmus (striped catfish), 2398 nucleotides. RefSeq names its product transmembrane 7 superfamily member 2 (gene tm7sf2). Lineage: Eukaryota; Metazoa; Chordata; Actinopteri; Siluriformes; Pangasiidae. The transcript is spliced from 11 exons. Gene Ontology annotation, biological process: sterol biosynthetic process. Gene Ontology annotation, cellular component: endoplasmic reticulum membrane; nuclear inner membrane. The record is from RefSeq and is a predicted model, not a curated record. The coding region runs from base 274 to 1566 and encodes 430 amino acids. Gene Ontology annotation, molecular function: oxidoreductase activity, acting on the CH-CH group of donors, NAD or NADP as acceptor.
UCCGGCAUCCAGCUGCUGUAAACUAAUGCCGGCAGCGCGCGCAGGGGAAAGGUGAGCGGAACACACUGUUAUAAACUGUACAAUAAACUUAAAUAAAUAUAAAAUAUUAAAUACACCUAAAGAAGAGCUGAAAGUGUGACGUCAGUGUAUGAGUUUAUCAGCUGAGGCGUGUUCACCGUCUGCACUUUACACUGGAGCUCAAGGCUAAAGCAGGGUGAGGGUUAUUACUGGGAGUGUGAAGUUUAGCACUAACUGUAAAUGAUGGAGUGAUGAAUGCUUUCUGCUCUGAUCAACAUCAGGAUGAAGUCCAACAAACACAAAGCACCACACACCACUGACACGGAGUUUGGAGGGGCGAUAGGUGCUGCAUGUCUAAUAGUGCUCCUCCCCCUCACUGUGCUCUUCCUGCUGAGUGUGUGUGUGUCUGCGGAGGGCGCUGUGCUCCGCUGGCCCCCCCCACUGCCCCCCCACUCUGACCUCUACGACCCCCGAGCCGUGUUCAUCAUCGCUGUGUGGAUCAGCGCACACAUUCUGCUCUACAUGCUCCCAGUGGGCAAGGUGUCAGAGGGUUUAGUUCUUAGGGACGGAAGCAGACUGAAAUAUCCAAUAAACGGGUUCCACGCGCUGUGUGUGAUGACUGUGUUGGUGUGUGUGUGUGUGUGUGUGGGCGUACCCCUGGCUCUCCUCUAUGAGCUGAUGGUGCCGUUGGCGGUGUGUGCAGUGGGCGUGGCCUUCCUGCUCUCCCUCUACCUGUAUGCUCGCUCCUUCUGGGCUCCUGCACACGCACUGGCCCUCGGAGGAAACACAGGUCAUGCUGUGUAUGAUUUCUUUAUGGGACGGGAGUUAAACCCGCGUAUCGGCUCAUUUGAUCUGAAAUACUUCUGUGAGCUGCGGCCAGGGUUAAUUGGCUGGGUGGUGCUGAAUACAGUGAUGUUGCUGAAGGAGGUGGAGCUCAGAGGAUCUCCAUCAGUGUCAAUGCUGCUGGUGAACGCCUUCCAAUUGCUCUACGUCAGCGACGCUCUGUGGAACGAAGAGGCGGUGUUGAGCACCAUGGACAUUGUGCAUGAUGGAUUCGGCUUCAUGUUGGCUUUUGGUGAUUUGGUUUGGGUUCCGUUCACAUACGGCCUCCAGGCAGCGUUCCUUGUGUCACACCCUCAUACACUCACUCCCUUCAGUGCCCUUGCCAUCGUCCUGCUGAACGGAAUCGGAUAUUACGUCUUCCGCAAGUCCAACUCUCAGAAGAACCAGUUCAGGAGAGACCCAACACAUGCCAGCGUCCGGCAUUUAGAGACGAUUGCCACGGCAACAGGAAAGCGGUUGUUAGUGUCUGGAUGGUGGGGAUUCGUCAGACACCCCAAUUACCUCGGAGACCUUCUGAUGGCGCUAGCGUGGUCUCUACCCUGCGGCUUCUCCCACAUUCUGCCGUACUUCUAUGUGCUGUACUUCAGCGUGUUGUUGGUGCACAGGGAGGCGCGAGACGAGCGUCAGUGCAGAGCGAAGUACGGAGCGGCCUGGGAGGCGUACUGCAGCCGAGUGCCCUACAGGAUCAUCCCCUACAUCUACUGAGCUCAUUAUACACACUUUAUUACACUCUUUAUUACACUCUCUCACUCUUGUCCCCUCACACACACACACACACACACCUCUUCUGUGUGUACACACAUGCCCAUAACAUCUGUCUGUGUGUGUGUGUGGAGAUGAGACACACGGGGAACACGGUGAUCUUCCUGUAAUAAACCCUGUACAUGGACACGAGGUUAAAUGGAACAUGUUCACAGACAUUUUCCUGAUAAAACCUCAGUAAUAAAAUCAACCUGCUGUUCUGCAGUAAACUUGCACACAUUGACGUGUUUCUGUGUACACGACCCUGAGUUUAACACACCGCGUUAGUGACGCACGUUAUCCUGCGUGAGAGAUUUUUUUUUCCCCCAAAACAAAUCCAAUAUGACACAGCAGAUUAACAACAGACCAACAUGACUGAUGUAAAGAUCAGAGAUUUUAAUUUAUAAAAUGUAAUUUCAGACAAAUUAGGAUAUUUUAAACACAUGCAGGCGCUCAGCUGUACGUCAGGAGGACACUCUGCUCUAGUGUGCACUACAGUAGUGUACUAGGUAGUGCACAUGAUUCUCCAGUGAAGGGAAAUAUUUGAAACACAGCUCAAGAAACAAGAACAAUAAACAAGUGCAGAAGGACAUGAAUAUGAAUGUUUGUGUUUAUUACUGUUGCAAAAAGAAAACAGCUCUGUGUGUGUGUGUGUGUGUGUGUGUGAGUGUAGGGAAAUAAACGUCAUUUUAUAUAAUUGUUAUAAGAAAAUAUACUGUAUGUUUUUUUAUAAUUUCAGAAACUGAAAAGAAAAUUGCUGUGACUUUUAAAAUAAAUUAAAUCUCUUCGAUCAUGA